GAGCAGGACCAGAUAGACGGCAUCAGGGACAAGAAUGGGCAAGCGGAAACACGACGAGACUGAGGAGGAGCGCAAGAUUCGCAAGGCCGAGAAGAAGGCCAAGAAGGCAGCAAAAGCAGCGGCAGCAGAGGGGAGUGAUGUGAAGGAAUCAACCAAAAAGACGACGAAUGGCACUAGCGCCAGCACGGCCGGCGAGCUGAGCCAGGAGGAAGUGGAUGCAUACUACAAAAAGCACACUAUCGAGGUGACAACGCCCGAUGAGAGCCCCUUGCCGCCCAUCGUGCGCUUUGAUCAAUUACAAGUGCACGCGAGCAUCAAAUCAGAACUCUCUGGCUUCAAGGAGCCAUCACCCAUUCAAGCAGCCUCUUGGCCGCAUUUACUCGCUGGAAAAGAUGUCGUCGGUAUUGCAGAGACGGGAUCCGGCAAGACUUUUGCAUUCGGUGUACCAGCAAUGCAAUAUUUAUUGGAUCUCGAGAAGCGCACAGGCAUUCAUGUUUUGGUUGUUGCGCCGACGCGAGAGUUGGCCAUCCAAACGAGUGAUAAUCUCAAUCUCCUCGGCAAGGAGAGUAAAAUACGCAGUGUCUGCAUCUACGGCGGUGUUUCAAAGGACACACAACGCACAGCAUUGAAGAAGGCGAAUAUUGUGGUCGGCACACCAGGCCGUAUCAACGACAUGCUGGAUGACGGUACCCUAGAUUUCAGUCACGUUGCAUACCUCGUCCUGGAUGAAGCGGAUCGCAUGCUCGACAAAGGAUUCGAAGAGGACAUCAAAAAGAUCAUUGGCGCGUGUCCUGAUCCAGAGAAAGGUGGUAACAGGCAAACACUCAUGUUCUCAGCUACUUGGCCAGAGAUUGUUCGGAAGCUCGCUGGUACAUUUAUGCGCAACCCCGUCAAAGUGACAAUUGGCUCACUCGAGCUGUCUGCCAACGUGCGCGUGACGCAGAAAGUGGAAGUUCUGGCUGAGCAGCGUGACAAGGAGUACCGCCUUCAGCAACUCAUCAAGCAAUACCAGUCCGGCAAGAACAAAAGCGAUCGCAUCCUUAUCUUUGCCCUAUACAAGAAGGAAGCCGCCCGGGUAGAGCAAACACUAAAGUAUAAAGGUCACAAUGUGGCUGCCAUCCAUGGCGAUAUGUCCCAAGUACAACGGGAACAGGCUCUCGCACAAUUCAAGUCUGGUGCUUGUCCAUUGUUGGUGGCAACCGAUGUUGCUGCGCGUGGAUUGGACAUUCCGAAUGUCACACUUGUCAUCAACUUGACCUUUCCCUUGACCAUUGAAGAUUAUGUCCAUCGUAUUGGCCGGACUGGUCGAGGUGGCUUGACGGGUGUAGCCAUCACUUUGUUCACCAAGGAGGACAAAGCACACUCCGGCACGCUCAUCAACGUCUUGAAGCAAGCUAAGCAAGAAGUUCCUGAAGAGUUGAUGAAAUUUGGCACCACCACCAAGCCAAAGCUGGACGUCUAUGGUCGCCGCAUAGAGGCAGACGCCGAGCCAAUGAAGAAGGCGACUAAGAUCGUCUUUGACUAGGCCACCCUUGACGUAGACUCUGUAUAUAAUUACUCUUCUACUAAAGUCU
Protomyces lactucae-debilis is the source of this 1574-nucleotide messenger RNA. RefSeq names its product P-loop containing nucleoside triphosphate hydrolase protein. Lineage: Eukaryota; Fungi; Ascomycota; Taphrinomycetes; Taphrinales; Protomycetaceae. Gene Ontology annotation, biological process: rRNA processing. The transcript has a single exon. The coding region runs from base 35 to 1525 and encodes 496 amino acids. Gene Ontology annotation, molecular function: ATP binding; RNA binding; RNA helicase activity. Gene Ontology annotation, cellular component: nucleolus. The record is from RefSeq and is a predicted model, not a curated record.